CCACUGCUUGCCUCUGCCCGCUUCGACGAGUGUAUGCGGAAGACAUUUCUGGUCGGAUGGUCAUUGCUCAAAGGAUUGUGGAUCAUGUGCGCGUUCAGGAGCCUUUGUCGGUAGCCUGAGAUCGCCGUUCAAGGGGUGUUGGAGGUGAAUCGAGAAUGCGGCGACUCGCUGAGAGCAUGCAUCUUCGUUGCCUGCCCGUGAACUAGUCCAGGUGAACUCCGUUCGAACAACAUCUAUAGAGCGCGCCUUGCUCAUCUACCUGCACGUUCGGCCCUCAACCACAAGCACGAGAGUCGCGUGCCACGCUUCAGCUGACUUACCACCGCCAACAUGGACCGCUCAAGGUUGGCUCCCGACUCGUCGCUGGCAGGCGAGAAAAAGCAAAAGGCCAUCCAGGAAGCCAGAGACGCCUACAAGCAAAUCUUGACGAAUUGCGAGCGCACCAACACCGCCGUGCCCCCGUACGACUUCAUCGAGCUCAUCGGCAAGGGUGCGUUUGGCCGCGUGUACAAAUGCAAAGAACGAGCCACCGGGGAACUCGUGGCCAUCAAAAUUGUCGACACCGACGUCGUCGAUUACCAGCAGAACAGCCUCGACAAAGACGACACCAUCCGCGACUUUCAGAAAGAAGUCAGGAUCCUGCAGCAGCUUAAGGACAGCAAUGCGAGGAACGUGAAUAUGAUUCACGAAGCAUUCGACUUGCAACAGCAGCUCUGGAUUGUCAGCGACUACUGUACGGGAGGUAGCAUUCGUACACUUAUGCGAGCCCAGCCGCCCACACAUCCUGGUUUGGAGGAGCAAUACAUCAUUCCCAUCUCGCGCGAACUCGCCCUCGCCAUGAAGAGCGUCCACGACAUUGGCGUCAUCCACCGCGACAUUAAAUGUACCAACGUCUACGUGACUGAGGAUGGAGAGAUUCAACUGGGCGACUUCGGCAUCGUGGGCGUGCUGGACGAUGGAGUCUCCAAGCGACAGACGAUGAUCGGCACGCCACACUACAUGCCUCGUGAGAUGCUCAUCCACGGCACUGGCAACCAGGUGGCCGAGGCGUAUGGUACAGAGGUGGACGUGUGGUCUUUCGGAUGCACAGUCUAUGAGAUGGCCACUGGGCAGCCGCCAAAUGCAGUGAAGAGGCAAGACAACCUUCGCAACGAGCUCCUCAACGCGCCUCGCCUGGAAGGAGAGCAAUACUCAGCGGAGCUGCGCGACUUUGUCGCAUACUGCCUCAAUAGCGAUCCCCAAGAGCGCCCAACAGCCGAACAAGUCCUCCGCCAUCCUUACAUCGUGAACACGUCUCGUAGAUACGCUACUAGGAAGCUUGUGGAACUCAUUCACCGCUUCAAAGCCUGGGAGUACUCAGGGGGCUGGCGCCAGUCUCUUUUCUUCGCUGGUGGCGCCCCUCCGAUUGCGGAUGAUGGUGACAAAGACGCCCUCUCCUCCGACGAAGAACAGAUGGGCGACUGGAACUUUAGCACUUCGGACAGGUUCAAUGAAGCAUUCGAGAAGCGUUACAGCCAGAUGUUCUUCGAGCAAAAUUCCCCGGGCGAUCUUCGGAUUCAAACGACUGGAGCAAACGAGCUUCCACCGCUCCAAACCAAUCUCUCGCAGUUCGAGCAACUCCAGCAGAGGCACCAAGAAAUGAGCGCAGAGCGUGGCGAGCGCUCACUCGAUCGCAUUUUCUCCCCACAGAGCGAGCCAUACGAGCUCCACACUCCGGUCGACAUAUCACCGGUUUCGGAUCUUCCGUUACGCAACACCACUGCGCAUGCGCCGACACGCGAGAGUCUCAUAGACUUGGACGCUAUUACAGCAGAAGACCUCACGCCCAGUUUCAACUUCGACUUUAGCGAUAUCCCCACACUGAAAGCCAAAAGUCUCGGAGCUUCGGCCAGCGAGGGGGAAGCAGACGAGGAGGAGAGAUACGAUGACGGCGAGACAGAAGAAGACCGGCACAAACGCGCGACGAUGGACUGGAAAUUCCCCGCCACACAGGCAGCAUCCCAUCGCGCAACUAUGGACUGGAAGUUUCCAGCGACACAAUCAGGUGGGACUACAUCGGCCGACGCACAAAUGACCCUACCAGCGGGGGGAAAGGUAAGCGAGCUUACCCCAAGCUCUCGCCCAGCACUCAAGCACAGCGCCACUGAGCCAGUUGGGCAGUUUUUGCAUGCAUCGCAACAUGCUACGGUGUUAACACCCGUACGUGAUUCGAUUCAGUCGAUGAUCGACCUUGAUCUGGGUCUCAGCGACCCAGCAGAGAUCAAGCGUCCGGGAACGGCAAGUUCUCUCGCGGAGUCGACCAUGACCGACCAGACGUCUGGGAAUCCAUUCGACCUCGAAGAGGAUCCCGCACAGAACGAGAUUGACCGCCAUCGAUUUUCGCAUCACAAGCAAUGGCGAUCGGAUGGCGGACAAAUGAAUCGAGGAAAACAGCUCAGCGCACAUAUGCACGAGCGGGGCAGCAGCCUAUCAAGCACGGGAUCAGAGGCGGAGCGGGGGUCAACAGCAGCGAGCGACGAUGUGUUCGACUUCGAAUACGGGCGCGCACAGAUGAACGGAGCAUUCGGCCUCGAUCGACCGGAAAUCACUCAAUGGCCAGACUUCAGUGGCACCGACUCCGAGUACGAGCAGGGAUAUGAGGACUCCUAUGAUGAGAGCCGCGCUCCACUGCUGAUCACCACAAAUGGAAAUGGAAGCGUCGUGGAUUACGAGAAUCUUCUGACCGAGAUCGAGUUUCCACAAGUGCGAGGACCAGACCCGGAUGUGCUGCGCGAAGGUGCCGAUCCAUAUGUCGUUCAGGCGGAGCUCGACCGCCUGAUCGAUGGGCUGGGGGAGAGUUUCGCUGCAGUGGUGAAGGUGUUGGAGCAGUUUGCCGCUCCCGAACAGGAGGCCGAGGAGGCGGCGGCGGCGGAGGCGAGUGAAGAAGUGGAGGCUUGAUUUGGAAGUGCGACGAGAACAUGACGUUAUGGCAACGAAUGCAAGAUACCCCCAUCGUCCAUGCAUGCGGUGUUGUCGGACGUCUGCAGUCCUGGUGACAGAGGCUUAUGUAAUGAACCGCUAGCGCCGGGUGAUAAGAUAAGGUUUCAGCCUCCAAGUCAGCGAUAGAAACCCAUCGAAAGUGCGGAGGCGCACGGGCCGCCGCUCAACUGCAGCGGCUGCUUGAGAUUUUUUGUCACGGCUGCAGGGACGCUGAAG
This is a messenger RNA of Neohortaea acidophila, 3195 nucleotides long. Its product is annotated as kinase-like domain-containing protein. Gene Ontology annotation, biological process: protein phosphorylation. The transcript has a single exon. The coding region runs from base 331 to 2937 and encodes 868 amino acids. Gene Ontology annotation, molecular function: ATP binding; protein kinase activity. Lineage: Eukaryota; Fungi; Ascomycota; Dothideomycetes; Mycosphaerellales; Teratosphaeriaceae. The record is from RefSeq and is a predicted model, not a curated record.